GCAGCGGCCAACACACACACACACACAACACGCAAGUUCAUCAUUUUUAUUUCUGAAGAGUAAUCGCGCUAUUUCGAGAACCGCCGCUCGUGACUUGUUUUUCUUUUCAACUCAACAGUGUGUCCUCAAAAGAAAAAAGUUAAGUAGUUGUAUUGCCGACAAUCAAUGAAAGUAAGAGAAGGCGUUUGGGCAAAACACGUGGAAUCUCUUUCCGCCCUCGCUCCUCCCACGAACGCCUUCCGUUUACGCUCGACAGAAUUACUUUCUUUCGUGCUUUAACGUCACUUCAAGCGGAAAGCAGAGCCGGUGAGUCUUGCCGACAAUUGGGAACAAGAAACGGAGCUGCAUCAGCAGAGAUCGAUCAAAACCACAAAGCAGGGACGAAAAGCACGCGAAGCUGACUCGCUGCUUCUGCAGGCAGCGUUGUAAACAAACCAACAGCAAAAAAAAGCGGUUGGUCGACUCUAUUUCUGUCAGCGCCUUUUCAGUAGGCUUUUUCACCUCAACAGCACCGCGUUUCACACACUUUCUCGUCGUCUAGUGUUGUGUCACUCAAGUGGAAGGCAGCGUACUCCCGGUCUCAUCAACGGUUGAAUAGUCAAACGAACCGAGAGCGCAAAAAGAACGAAGAGGUUAAAUAAAUAAUCGAGUGUGGCCCGCAGGGUUUUGCUUUUUUUGCUGUUGUGUGUGCGUACGAAAGGUUCUAGGCCGAUGAGGGUGUGUUCGUGACGCGCCCAAAUUUCUGACUGCGUUAUCAUAUUUUCUGUUGAUGUUGCAUCUAAUGUAUAAACGGGAAAGAGGAGCCGUCUUGUGAGUUCUCUAGCUCAGUAUUUACGUUAUUAUUGUUGUUUCGUGUCUAUCUAACCCGGCCUGUUUUCCCCUUUUGAGUAAGCAAGAUGGACAUGCUAGGCGUGACGUUUAUUGCGGUGAGCAAGGUCAUCGUAUCCGUGCUGAUCGGCGUGAUCACCACCAGCUCUAUCCCGAAUAGCAAGUCCACGCUGCGUGACUUCGGCUUUUUAAUUUCGGCGGUGCUGCUGACGUCUCUUACCCUCUCCAACGUUGCCCAAUCAGUCAACCUGGAGCUGCUCGUACGGUGCAGUAUCCUCAUCCUCUUCUCUACGUUGAUGAUCACGUGGGGGCUAAUGUGGGGCGUUGCGUGCGGUGCAGUGCUCUUCCGCCUCAACCCGAAUCUCUCAGGCAUCCCAGCCGAGCUGCGCGGCGAUGUACGGCUGCAUCUGCUGUUCGGCGAGGAAGACGAGCCAGCGGAGUCCACGCAGGCGUCGCCCACGUCGCCGUAUCCGCCGUCGGGGAAGAGCAAAGAGAAGAACAAGAAGACUCGUGUGCCGUACGUGGCCGUCGUGCUCAGCGAGCAUCUGCGCGAGGUCGGCGUGGACGGCAACGAUGUCGUCCCGUCGCUGGAUGUCCCAGACAAGUCGCUGGAGGACACGGCGGGCUACAUCUGGGCGAUGUGGGUCGGCUGCUCUACCCAGAACGGCGUCACGCUGCCCAUCUCCCUCAUGACGAACAUCGCCAGUGCGGUUGAAUUCAUCGACUUCGCGCAGGCUGCCGCGUACAUCUUCGUCUUUGCCAUUAGCUACAUGCUGUACCUGUGGUCUGCCGGCCCGGCCUUUGUGGAGCAGGGGGAGAAGGCCGCGAAGAAGCAGCGGCUGAUUCGGGAGCUGAUCACAAAGCACAAGCGGAUGUCGGCGCGCUGCGACGCUACGACGCAGACCUUGUCCUUUCCGGUGGACCACGUUCUGCAGUACGACGCCGCGGCCGAGCGUUCCCACGCCGGCGCACCCGCGCGUGAGGAGGGCGACCGCCUUUCAGGCACCCAACGCAGCCCGCGCUCAAACGGCGGUACCAGCACCACUCCAGCACCAGGCAACGUGGACGAAGGCGGCAGCGGAAACAAGUUUUCUCGCAGUUCCUCAGCGCGGUCGUUCAGCGCGAGUGCGCAGACGGAGGUGAACAUGACGGAUACACAGGACACGCGGUGCACUUCGGCUGCGGUGGCCAUCUCAAUGCCCGACGCACCGAGUGCCAUGAGCCCCACCACGGCCGGCCACUACGCCUUCACCAUGGCCACGGCGGAGCAGAUCCCCUACGACUGGCGGAGCGCGGGCCUCGUACGAGUCAAGUACGAGUCGGACAUGAAGGCCAUGAAGAAGAAGACGCUAUCGGAGAAGCUGACCAACUUCGGACACGCUGCCUGGGGCCUCGUGCGCAAGCUCAUGGUGAACCCGCCGUUUCUCUCCGUCGUGAUCGGCAUUGUGGUCGGCGUCGUCACACCGGUGCGGAACCUUUUCUUCGACGGCGGUGCGUUGGAGAUGGUGAUGGAUGCGAUCCGCCUGAUUGGCCAGGGGUCUAUUCCGUCCUCCUUGCUGCUGCUCGGCGCCAACCUCGUCGGCUCCGCCACCGACGCGGGCGCUGCUGCGGAGGAGGGAGUUCGUAUGCGUCACGCGGAGCAGAACACCGAAUACCCGCUGCACGCCGAAGAGUGGGCACUGCUGGGCGAGGACCGGGGCCACGCGGCGUGGUACGACAAUGAACACGAGUCGAUUGAGUACGACCUGCACAACUCCUUCUCGCUGCAGACGCUGCGGCAGCUGGGGCAGGGGCCGACCGCGUACGUCGCGCAGGCCUCGGGCAGCGGUGCCGCCGCACCAAUAGUCCCCAUGGAGGAGGAGACGGAGGACAACAAGCCGCCCAGGAAUGCGUUCCUCGCCGGCGUCGAGAAGACGCUAUCCUUGCGGGGCAUCAGCAAGUCGUUUGUGUGGGGUGUCAUUGGCCUUCGCCUCAUCGUUGCCCCCGCCUUCAGCUUCGCGGUGCUCGUCUUCUUGAUCAACACGAUGCCGUUUUUGUUUGGCGGGCGUGGCACCUAUGACAAGACGCUGAUUAUGGUGCUGAUGGUGGAGCUGGCGUCCCCGACUGCCAUCAACAGCACGCUCAUCUUCAACGCCCGACAGUUCAUGACGUUUCCGUGGGCCAAGAUGCUCUUCUUCCAGUACAUCUUGUGCACCGUCACCAUGGUAAUGUGGGCCUCGCUCGGUCUCAGCUACGUGUCGAAGCUAAAGUAG
Messenger RNA from Leptomonas pyrrhocoris, 3080 nucleotides. RefSeq lists its product as hypothetical. The transcript has a single exon. The record is from RefSeq and is a predicted model, not a curated record. The coding region runs from base 897 to 3080 and encodes 727 amino acids. Lineage: Eukaryota; Euglenozoa; Kinetoplastea; Trypanosomatida; Trypanosomatidae. Gene Ontology annotation, cellular component: membrane. Gene Ontology annotation, biological process: endoplasmic reticulum to cytosol auxin transport.